AUGCAAUGUGUGUGCACAGUCAAGGAGUUCACUCCUGUGAAGGACAGCCAGGACGGCUACAGCUUUGUGUAUCCCUUUGGCUGGCAAGAGGUGGCAGUCAAGGGGCAGGACGUUGUCUACAAGGAUGUCAUAGAGCCCCUGGAGAGCGUCAGCGUCAGCAUCACUCAGACCGACAAGGCCAAUGUCUCUGAGUUUGGUUCACCCGCCGAGGCAUGCCCCUAUAUUGAUGCAUCCCUCUUCCUUUUUGCAGUGCAGGACGCAGUGUGUUAUUGCUGUGUGCAGAAAGAGAAGGACGGUCGCAUGUACUACACAUUUGAGUUUGCCUCAAAGGCACCCAACUACAUUCGCCAUGCUCUGGCCGUGGUGACUGUUGCAAAUGGCAAGUUCUACACUUUGACAACCGGCUCAAAUGAGAAGCGCUGGGGAAAGAUGAAGCCGCGGCUUGAGCAGGUCAUUGGCUCAUUCGAGGUUGUGGAGCGAUUUGGAUGA
Coccomyxa subellipsoidea C-169 is the source of this 489-nucleotide messenger RNA. Its product is annotated as Mog1p/PsbP-like protein. Bases 1 to 489 code for a protein of 162 amino acids. Gene Ontology annotation, biological process: photosynthesis. The transcript has 3 exons. Lineage: Eukaryota; Viridiplantae; Chlorophyta; Trebouxiophyceae; Coccomyxaceae. The record is from RefSeq and is a predicted model, not a curated record. Gene Ontology annotation, cellular component: photosystem II; photosystem II oxygen evolving complex; extrinsic component of membrane. Gene Ontology annotation, molecular function: calcium ion binding.